AUGAGUGCCGAGCCAUGGAAACCGAUUCUGAAGCUGAAGAACCGUAAGUUUGUCGAUUACGGUAAAUUUGCUGCAGCUGAGUACACGAGAAACUACGCGCCUAGCAAUCAAUAUCUCGAGUUCAAGAGUGUUACGCAAGGCGGGACCCGCCAGGUGGGGUCGAGAUUCGAAGUGUGGCUUGAAAUCAGGGCCACCGAUCGUGGGGAUGGCGGAAGUGUCGGCUUGUGGAGGAUGAAUUUGUACGAAGAGGAAGGCGUAAAGUUCUUCACCAACGGCCGAAAACUUCCCGAUGAUUACGAUUAA
Molecule: messenger RNA, 303 nt
Organism: Striga asiatica
Lineage: Eukaryota; Viridiplantae; Streptophyta; Magnoliopsida; Lamiales; Orobanchaceae
Source: the annotation of a GenBank genome assembly